Eutrema salsugineum is the source of this 513-nucleotide messenger RNA. Its product is annotated as protein PSY3. The coding region runs from base 42 to 260 and encodes 72 amino acids. The record is from RefSeq and is a predicted model, not a curated record. The transcript has 2 exons. Lineage: Eukaryota; Viridiplantae; Streptophyta; Magnoliopsida; Brassicales; Brassicaceae.
AGAGAAAGAGAAAGAGAAAGAGAAGGGAGAAAUUGGAGAGGAUGGGUUAUAGUUCUAUAAUUCGGCUGUGUUUAUGCAUCUUCUUUGCACUUUCGAUCGUCUCUUCGGCUCGACUCGGUUUUUCAUUUUCAGAAAAUGAAAUGAUGGUGGCGAGAGGUAGAUCAUUAAUGAUGGUGAGCACCAAUGACUACGACGAGCCAUCGGCCAACGCUAGACACAACCCACCGGGUGGGAGACAUGGAGGAGGUCGGAGAGGGUGAAAAAAGAAAAUCAAAAAUUGUUUUCUUAUUGUUAAGAAAAAGUAACAAAAAUGUUUUGAGAUAUAUAAUAUAUACGUAUACUUUAAUACUCAUUUUCUAUUAGCAAUUUAGCACUGUCAUCUCUUUAUAUACUGAACAAUAAAACCAUCGAAGAAUAAUAUGCACUAUUACCUUUUUGUUUUUUAUAUGUACUGAUAAAUUAAUAAACAGAUAAUGUACACUUCAAUUUGUAUCUGUUGAUCUUAAUGAUAAU